CUGGUCUCACACUAGGGGAUCUUCCUGAAACUUGCGAAGCCAGCAGCCAUGGUGCCUGUAAGAGGCUGGCUUCUCUUGCUAUGUGUGUGGAGAGGAGCAGGCACCAUUGUUGGUCACAAGAAGCAGAUGCGCAGCCACGACGCAUUGAACACUGAUGUCAAGCCAGGCCAUGAAGCAGGUGUGGUGACACAGACCUCGAUCGUGACGGUCGACUUCUUUGUGAUGUCCAAGUGUCCGGAUGCCAAACUAUGCGAAGAGACCUUCCUUCCCGUCUUGAAAGACUUGGCCUCGUUGGUCUCCGUGAACUUCACGUACCUGGGAACGAUCGCAGCGACGGGCAGCCAGUGCAUGCAUGGGCCUUCGGAAUGUGAAGGCGACAUGCAACGGCUUUGUGUGCAAGAAGCUGCUUCUACUGAGAAGUUGUUGCGCUUUGCCAUGUGUCAGGACGCAGCUAUAUAGAGUUGGGGAGGAAGCCUGCUGGGCUUGGAGGGAAAGGAUGAAUAUGGAUCAACGAUGGAAUAGUUUGUGGGUGCCUUUUGCAGGUCCUGUUGGCACCACACACUACAGUUAUUUCCAAAAACUCACUGCAAACUUGGAAGAAACUCGAAGCCCUUUGGGCCCUUGGUCAAUCUCGCUACGCCGCUAUGUCCUCAGACACAUCCAAAUGAGGACCGUAACCAAACGGCCAUCGCCGAGAACGGCGUGCCAUGCGCGGCCUCUGCACAGCUAGACCUCACAUUAGCGGCCUGUGUGCAGCAGCGUGGGGCGCAGUUGCUAGAGAAGUCGCUGAGGCGAGCUUCAGACUUGUCCGUGCAGACAUCCUGUACGGUUCAUCUCAACAACCAGGCCUUUUGCGUCCAUGAUGGUACUUGGCAGAACUGCGAGUCCUGUGGUGCAGAUAAAGCAGUUUGUCUCAAGGAAAAGAUUUGCCAGCUCUCGAGCAGCCCUCAGAAGCAUGAGCUUUGCUAACUGUGCCUUGAGCCGCUCGGUCUGUAAUGGCUCGAAACUCUAGACGACUGGAUGGUGGUUUCAGAAUUCU
Durusdinium trenchii is the source of this 1039-nucleotide messenger RNA. The record is from the annotation of a GenBank genome assembly. NCBI's taxonomy places the organism in Eukaryota, Dinophyceae, Suessiales, Symbiodiniaceae.